UGCAGCCCACCUGUUGUACCUAUACCAUAUUCAUCAGGAAGUAUACACUAUUAAAGUGUCAUCUUGACGGUAAGCAACCAAUGGCCCAUGUGGUCCAUACGCCCACAACUCCUUCGUCAUGCACAAUGUGCCCCUUAGUGGAAAGCAGAUAUCUCGAAAAUGGAUCUUUCACAAGAGUGGCGGUUCAAUCUGAGAAUAAUGUCAAGACCACACCUACUUCUCAUAGGAACAAGAAACAUUGUUAUCAUCAUCUCAAAUCUCACACGAGGACAAACGCAGUAGCCUCAUCGGAUUAUUUGGCCAGCCCAUCGGUCGAGACCACCAAGCAAUCACAAAGUCUACCUUAUUACCACCCAAUCGAGGAUAAUGAGAGUUACAAACAAAUUUCAACUCGUAUUGAAUGCACAACAUCUUUCGCUAAAGUACCAAACAAAAUAAUAACUGUUAAUCAAUCCUCACUAAACUUGGAAAAUUUGUUACAACAUAACGACACUCCAAUUGCAUCUGCAACUGUAACGAUAAAUUUAAUUUCAUCUAAAAAUAAUUCAUCCCUUACAAAUAAUGGUAUUCUUUCAUAUAAUUAGUAAAUAAUUUUCCAAUGCUUGUUUCAAAAACGUAAUUUAUAAUUACAUCAGCAGAUAAUGAAAAUGAAAAACUAACAGUGGAAGUGACAAAAGCAAAUGGAAUUCGAUAUGACAAAGAUCAGAAUUUAGAUAUCCCUCAAGGAUUCACGGUUGAAAGAAAUAUUCAAAGUAAGAAACCUGUUUCUUCGGAGAACGAACAUCAGAAAAUUGAAUCAAAAUCAAAAAUGUACUUUAUUGCAAAUAGAACCACACAAAAGUUAUACAAUUUGGUCCAAGAUGGAGAAAAGAAGUUUUCCAAACCGGAUGGCGCCGCUGCUCUGUACAGAAGAAAUGGAUUGGAUCCCAAUCUUGCUGAACUACAAGGCAAAGAGGGAAAAUGGAAAUACUUGAAAUCUAUUCGAGCAGUACAAAAGCCAAAUGAUUCUUCUGCUGAUUUUAAAGUUCAAAAGCCAAAUGACUCAUCUUCUGCUGAUUUAAAAUUUCAGAAACAUAAUUUUUCUCCAGAUUUCAAAUUUCAAAAACCAAAUGAUUCUUCUACUGAUUUUAAAAUUGUCGCAAACAAAAUGGAACGAAAUGGAAAAAAAUCGAAUGAAAAAAUUAAUAAAAGAAAUCGAAAUUAUUUUCAACAGAUUCCUUUACCCUCAGCUGAAGAAUUGAUUUCCGACUAUAGAAAAUAUUUAUCCGAAGCUCAACUUAAGAAAUAUCAAUAUUGUUCGUCAAGGAGAAAUGGUCUUCAGGACGAAUGUUAUCUUUCAGUGCCUCGAGCUGUUGUACAACUGAAAAUAGAUGAAAUGAAGAAAAACGAAUGAUUUUUAUCAAAAUAAGAAAAAUGAAGUACACUUUUAAUGCAAAUUUUAGUGUAAUAUAAUACCUGCUAUGAGAAAUAAUUAUACUUUCCGAAUUCGGGUUACUUUCUUUUUUUUUAUGUAGCAAUAAGCUUCCAAAGGAAUAAAUUUUCAGUGAUUGAAACCGCAAUAUGAAUAUUUUACUAUUACACUUUAAAUAUACAAGAAUGGAAAAGGUACAACGACCUGGACCAAUUUCCUUCUUAGUCUUUCUGCGCCGACUGAAGAGUAUGAGAAAACUAGUAGAGUCAUAAAACGUCAAAAAUGGAGAAUCGGGAAGAGAAAGAAUUCAGACGAAAAGGUAACAAAAUAAAAAGUUUAAAAUAAAUGUAAAAAUAAAAAUAUUUUUAAGAAACCUUUUCCACUAAUACUUCAAAUGCAAAUUAAAUAAGACAAUUUUAAAUGCGAUUUGUUUUCUGAUGCACUGAGAAUAUUUUUCGAAAGAAAUACACAAAGAAAGGAGAGAAAAUGUAGAUAGAAUUACGAGGCAUUCAUUGUGGGGUGAAUUUUUUAUAAUAUACUUUUGUAUGAGGGUCACGACGUUGCCAAUAAUAUGUAUGAAAAGAGCAAACAAAACGCGGCGCAGGAAGUUGUUGCGUUCCAUUGGGAAUUCUCUUUCUUGAGAGAGAAAGAGAGAGAGAGAGAGCUCAGUGUUUAGUUGGACUGCCUCCAGAAUAAAAGACAAAAGAAAUAAAUUCAUCACUAGUCAGUAUUUAUACUAAGCAGGCGGGAAUUACAAAGAUUGCCAACCACCAUUAAUUACAUCUAUAUUUAUAUCAACCAUAAAGAAAAAUAGAAAAAAUGUUCCAUUCUCUUUUUUAUGGAAUUAUUUUUAAGAAGAAAGAAGAAUAAUUUUUAAAAGUAGAAAAAAUUUCGAAAUAUGUACAUUGAGUAAAAAAAAAGUUAAAACUAUACUAAGAAGGUAUGUUUUUAGCAUGAUUUGCUUGACAGAGCGGAAGUAACAAAACGUGAUUUGUACACAAGAGCACGCGACUUCCGUUCAUUUGACGUUAUGUAUUUAAAUAGUGACUACUGUAUACAUAAUGUUCGAAAUCAUUUUCGGUAGCUAUAUUACUUCCGGUUAUAAAUAAAUUACAAAAUUUUGUUAUUUUAAUUUGUUGCAAACAAAAAUUAAUGCAAAAUAUUUCUUAUAAAAAUAGAUCUAGAUUUAAAUUUCAUUCAAAAUAUCUUAAGCUAAUUUAGAACGAGCGUUAUAUUAUAAUCUAGGGACAAGGUUGGAGAGAGAAGAAAAUCAUAAAUGCAAGAUCAAUUCAUAACGAGUGAGAGAGAGAGAGAGAGAAGGAUGAGAUGAGACUUGAGAAAGGAAGAAAAUAUAUAUGUAUAUACAAAAAAGUGAAUGGAAAGAGAGGGUACAUAAGAUCGAGGAGAAUAAGGAUGCUGGAUAAGGGCGAGAGAAGAGAUCUCUAAUGUUUAUAUACUUUAAACACAGAGGUUUUAGACGCAAGAUAGAAAGAGAUAACAAGAAAGAGAGAGGAGAAAAAAAGGGAAAGGAGAUAGAGAGAAUACUGUGCAACCGCAGACACACGCUCGAUUCAAAACAAGUUCCAACCUAUACCGGAGGCUAGGGUCAUACUUUCUUAGGCAUUUAAACGUUUUCUGAUCAGUUCACGUCCAAUAAAUCAACUAUACGAUUGCAUAAUACGAUAAUAAAACAUGAUCGAUUAUUGAUCCUCGAACUAAAGAAAUCGUCUCAUUGAAAGAUAUUAAUUUAAUGUCAAAUCGAUUGUCACUAACCAAUCAUAUAAAAUAUAUAUAUAUAUCAAAAUCUAAUUAAAAUUAUCUCACGAUUUUUGUAUUUUUCCUUAUCUUAU
Leptopilina boulardi is the source of this 3261-nucleotide messenger RNA. RefSeq lists its product as uncharacterized. The transcript has 2 exons. Lineage: Eukaryota; Metazoa; Arthropoda; Insecta; Hymenoptera; Figitidae. Bases 809 to 1393 code for a protein of 194 amino acids. The record is from RefSeq and is a predicted model, not a curated record.